This is a messenger RNA of Salvelinus fontinalis (brook trout), 9701 nucleotides long. RefSeq names its product raftlin, lipid raft linker 1a (gene rftn1a). The record is from RefSeq and is a predicted model, not a curated record. NCBI's taxonomy places the organism in Eukaryota, Metazoa, Chordata, Actinopteri, Salmoniformes, Salmonidae. The coding region runs from base 383 to 2758 and encodes 791 amino acids. The transcript has 10 exons.
GACGCUCUCAAACACACACAUAGAGGGAGAUAUAAUUGGAGGGAGUGAGCGGGGAGAAGAGAACGGAGUGUGUGUGAGGAGUUGAUAUCACGGGCUUAGGGAGGGAUACAGUACUGUACAGUUGUCAGAGGGAGGAUUCGGAUAUCCGGUUAGCGGAGCAGCAUGAUCUUAACUGCGGGUAGUGCCUCUUCAACCGCGGUGAUCUCACCGACAACUGUGGAUUGACAGAUAGGCGCACAGAGAAACAUACCGAGGACACAUUUACCCCAGAAAGAGUGUGAGGGUUUGUUUGUGUGUUGGUGUAACCACAUGAGCUCAUUGCUUGCCCAUGUGUCCUGACUGGGUUCGACUUCUCUGCCCGUGAUAACAUCCAAACGGAGGGAUGGGCUGCAGGCUUCCUAAACUGCGGAGGACUGGGGAGGAGAAGAGUCCCGGGAAGAUCUACUCCACCCUCCGACGACCGCAGGUGGAGACCAAGGUGGGCGUGGCCUACACCUACCACUUUCUGGACUUCCUGCUGGGGAAGGAAGAGGUGUCUGUGUCCUCAGUACUGUGUCUGUCGUCAGUGAGAGAGUUACCAGUCCAGGUGAGGGAGCUGUAUGGUCAGGGUUUUGUCCUGGUGGCUGUCCAUCCCUUUGUCCACCCUUGUGGCCCCAGGCCCGCACGCAUCCAACGCCAGCUACACAGAGCCGUCCUCAUCAGAGAGACACACAGUUCAGAGAACCAGCUGAAGUGGGCGGGGCUUCGCCUGGAGACAGACGUGUGUGUGGCGGGUCAACAGGACCCUGACCCAGAAGUCAUCCAGAACUACGUGAAGAAGAUCCAGGACAUGGCGGAGCAGGGUAUGCUGUUUGUGGGCUUCCUGCAGCAGCCUGGCGGGGGACCCUGUUUCCUGGGGCACUUGGACCCUGAGGACCUGUCCUCCCUGCACUCCAGCCCCUCCCCCAUACACAGACACCCCACCAGUCCCUCAGAACCCACGAUACCGGAUCCCAGCCCUACAGACUCUGCAGAACCCCACCAGAACCUCCUAGAACCAGAACACAACCGGAACACAGAAGUGAAAACACCAGAACACAAGUCGGUUGACCUCAGAACAAUUGAGCAGAACCCUACAGAUACCAGUCAGGUGGAGCUGGACUUGAGCUCCACAGGACCGCUAGAUCUCACACAGGACUCUACUCCAAUAGAAUCAUCAAACAGAGAACACGACCACAGUCCAGGCAAAAUAGCCUCAAUAGAAGACCAACCAAACCGCUGUCCAGAUGAACCAGCAGACUCACCAGAGAGACCCAGCCAAAGAGAUCCAUCUAGUGACCAACAGAACCACAACCACGCCCCAACAGAACUCCCUGGCGACCAGGAUCAACUACAUUCUAACAACACAAUAGAGACCACAUGUAUAGAGAGACAACAGAAUGAAAGCCAAGCAGAAUUCAUCAGGAUUCUACUACCCAACUUCAGCCCAACAGAGUUAACACAUGGACUUGGUGGUCCAGACGCAGACAGACCGUGCCAGGGAGACAGACAGAGUCCAAGCCCUCAGACACAGAACCACAACCAGAGACCGGAAAUAGACCACGGCUCAGACAACCUGGUCCGGUCACCAGAACUAGACAACGGUGACCACGGGUCAGAGUCCGGGGCUGAGAGGGGGUGUAACCAUAGAAACGAGGGCACGGGCGGUGACCCGGAUGAGCAUCUGAGGAGCAGCAGAGUUCCGACCCACAACAACAACAAUCACAUCCGGGUCAAGAGUCCAGACAGAGAAAAGAGGGCUGUAGGGUCUCCACCAGCACAGAGCAGGGUGCAGCUGUUUGCCCUGUACAACCACACGGGGGAGCUGUCCAGCUCUCUGAGGUUCUACUCCCUCAGGGUUCCGCUGCAGCUGCAGAGAGAGGCAGGGCUAGUGACUGAGGUUGACGCCCACUGGCUGGACCACAUGACCCAGCAUUUCAUCAGCGGAGCUCACCUCAUCGACGGCUUCUUUCACAUUGGAGACGACAAUGACAGCGGGGUCUCCUCCGUGGACAGUGUGUUCAUCUUUCAGAGCUCCUCAGAAGAAACCCCACCCACUUCAUACGACGCCAUCGUGGUGGAGCAGUGGACCAUUGUCGAUGGUGUAGUGGUAAGGACAGACUACAUACCCUUGCUCCAGUCUCUGGCUCCCUAUGGAUGGAGACUGACGUGUGUGCUGCCUACUCCCAUCGUUAAGACCAACAGUGAUGGCAGUUUGUCCACAAAGCAGAUCCUCUUCCUCCAGAGACCUGCCUUGCAACGCAACAGGAAAGAGUUCAAGAAGUUGAACCUCAGGGGUCGGAACAAGCCGAAGAAAAACUCUGCUGGAGAAAUGCUAGAGAAGAAAGAGGAGAGAAAGGACACAUCCCCAGUGAUGGAGAGAGGGAUGGAUGGACAGAAGAGGAACAUGGAAGAGGAGGAGGAGAGAGAGGCGAGAAGGAAUUGUGAGAACAAAAGAUAUGAGAAAGGGAGAACCGUAGACAGAGAAGGAAUCAAGAGAGAAGAGGAGAGAGAGUGCGAGACAGAAUUUCAAGAAGACUUCACCCAGGGUACAGAGGGUGGGGCCACAGACCUCAACCAGGAAGUAGAGCGGGGGAAUGGCAAAGCCCUAUUGGCCAGACAUGAGAAGGCCGUUAGGUUUGCAGAUCAAUUUGUCAAUCAGAAGAAUGAUGAAGAGAAAUCAGAGGAGAAGAUCACACAGCAGCUGAGUGAGAGAGCGCUGUUUUCUGGAGUAUGUUAAUUAGAUAUAAUUAAAUAUAAAGCGCCUGAGUAGGAGUGCUGAUCUAAUGAAUAAGCGGGGAACUGAUCCUACAUCAGCACCCCUACUCUGAGAUGUGUUCUGAAUAACGUUACAGGCCCUGACCUGGAUUCAAAUAGUAUUUGUAAGAUUGCUUGAUUGAGCUUGCAUGGUGCCUUGCCUAGAUGGAACCAAUGGAAAAGUACCAAAAGUGCAAACCCAGCCCACCUGACACUCUAGGCACGCUCAGCAAGUUGUAAUAUUUCAAACAGCCUACUAUUUUAACCCUGGAAUGGAAAUAAUAAAUAUAAAGAAUGACAGAAUAGGAUGAAGCACUAGUAGCUCAUCGAUUGAAACCAAGGCACUUAACAGAAUGGUGGUUAAGUUAUAUUCCUGGUACUGUAUCAAACCUGGAGUCGUAUACAGUAUAUACUGUAUAUAUAUAUAUUGUUAAACGAGUCAUUAACUCAUUUUUCAACUACUCCACAAAUGUAUUGUUAACAAACUAUAGUUUUGGCAAGUCGGUUAAGACAUCUACUUUGUGCAUGACACAAGUCAUUUUUCCAACAAUUGUUUACAGACAGAUUAUUUAACUUAUAAUUCACUGUAUCACAAUUCCAGUGGGUCAGAAGUUUACAAAUACUAAGUUGACUGUGCCUUUAAACAGCUUGGAAAAUUCCAGAAAAUGAUGUCAUGGCUUUAGAAGAUUCUGAUAGGCUAAUUGACAUCAUUUGAGUCAAGAAGAGCUGUACCUGUGGAUGUAUUUCAAGGCCUACCUUCAAACUCAGUGCCACUGCUUGACAUCAUGGGAAAAUCAAAAGAAAUCAGCCAAGACAUCAGAAAAAAAUGGUAGACCUCCACAAGUCUGGUUCAUCCUUGGGAGCAAUUUCCAAACGCCUGAAGGUACCACGUUCAUCUGUACAAACAAUAGCACGCAAGUAUAAACACCAUGGGACCACACAGCCGUCAUACCGCUCAGGAAGGAGACGCGUUCUGUCUCCUAGAGAUGAAUGUACUUUGGUGCGAAAAGUACAACAGCAAUGGACUGUGUGAAGAUGCUGGAGGAAACAGGUACACAAGUAUCUAUAUCCACAGUAAAACAAGUCCUAUAUUGACAUAACCUGAAAGGCCGCUCAGCAAGGAAGAAGCCACUGCUCCAGAACCGGCAUACAAAAGCCAGACUACGGUUUGCAACUGCACAUGGGGACAAAGAUCAUACUUUUGGAGAAAUGUCCUCUGGUCUGAUUAAACAAAAAUUGAACUGUUUGGCCAUAAUGACCAUCGUUGUGUUUGGAGGAUAAAGGGGGAUGCUUGCAAGCCAAAGAACACCAUCCCAACCGUGAAGCACAGGGGUGGCAGCAUCAUGUUGUGGGGGUGCUUUACUGCAGGAGGGACUGGUGCACUUCAGAAAAUAGAUGGCUUCAUGUGAGGGAAAAUUAUGUGGAUAUAUUGAAGCCACAUUUCAAGACAUCAGUCAGGAAGUUAAAGCUUGGUCGCAAAUGGGUCUUCCAAAUGGACAAUGACCCCAAGCAUACUUCCAAAGUUGUGGCAAAACGACUUAAGGACAACAAAGUCAAGGUAUUGGAGUGGCCACCACAAAGCCCUGACCUCAAUCCUAUAGAAAAUGUGUGGGCAGAACUGAAAAAGCGUGUGCGAGCAAAGAGGCCUACAAACCUGACUCAGUUACACCAGCUCUGUCAGUAGGAAUGGGACAAAAUUCAGCCAACUUAUUGUGGGAAGCUUGUGGAAGGCUACCCGAAACGUUUGACCCAAGUUAAACAAUUUAAAGGCAAUGCUACCAAAUACUAAUUGAGUGUAUGUAAACUUCUGACCCACUGGGAAUGUGAUGAAAUAAAUAAAUCAUUCUCUCUACGAUUAUUCUGACAUUUCACAUUCUUAAAAUAAAGUGGUGAUCCUAACUGAACUAAGACAGGGAAUUUUUACUAAGAUCAAAUGUCAGGAAUUGUGAAAAACGGAGUUUAAAUGUAUUUGGCUAAGGUGUAUGUAAACUUCCGACUUCAACUGUAUAUAUAUAUGUGCACAUAUGUAUAGAUAUAUAUAUAUCUAUACUACCGGUCAAAAGUUUAAGAAGGCCUACUCAUUCAAGGGUUUUUCUUUAUUUUUACUAUUUUCUACAUUGUACAGUCGUGGCCAAAAGUUUUGAGAAUGGCACAAAUAUUCAUUUUCACAAAGUCUGCUGCCUCAGUUUGUAUGAUGCCAAUUUGCAUAUACUCCAGAAUGUUAUGAAGAGUGAUCAGAUGAAUUGCAAUUAAUUGCAAAGUCCCUCUUUGCCAUGCAAAUGAACUGAAUCCCCCAAAAACAUUUCCACUGCAUUUCAGCCCUGCCACAAAAGGACCAGCUGACAUCAUGUCAGUGAUUCUCUCAUUAACACAGGUGUGAGUGUUGACGAGGACAAGUCUGGAGAUCACUCUGUCAUGCUGAUUGAGUACGAAUAACAGACUGGAAGCUUCAAAAGGAGGGUGGUGCUUGGAAUCAUUGUUCUUCCUCUGUCAAUCAUGGUUACCUGCAAGGAAACACAUGCCAUCAUCAUUGCUUUGCACAAAAAGGGCUUCACAGGCAAGGAUAUUGCUGCCAGUAAGAUUGCACCUAAAUCAACCAUUUAUCGUAUCAUCAAGAACUUCAAGGAGAGCGGUUCAAUUGUUAUGAAGAAGGCUUCAGGGCGCCUAAGAAAGUCCAGCAAGCGCCAGGACCGUCUCCUAAAGUUGAUUCAGCUGCGGGAUCGGGGCCCCACCAGUACAGAGCUUGCUCAGGAAUGGCUGCAGGUAGGUGUGAGUGCAUCUGCAUGCACAGUGCGGUGAAGACUUUUAGAGGAUGGCCCGGUGUCAAGAAGGGCAGCAAAGAAGUCACUUAUCUCCAGCAAAAAUAUCAGGGACAGACUGAUAUUCUGCAAAAGGUACAGGGAUUGGACUGCUGAGGACUGGGGUAGAGUAAUCUUCUCUAAUGAAUCCCCUUUCCGAUUGUUUGGGGCAUCCAGAAAAAAGCUUGUCUAGAGAAGACAAGGUGAGUGCUACCAUCAGUCCUGUGUCAUGCCAACAGUAAAGCAUCCUGAGACCAUUAAUGUGUGGGGUUGCUUCUCAGCCAAGGGAGUGGACUCACUCACAAUUUUGCCUAAGAACACAGCCAUGAAUAAAGAAUGGUACCAACACAUUCUCCAAGAGCAACUUCUCCCAACCAUCCAGGAACAGUUUGGUGACGAACAAUGCCCUUUCCAGCAUGAUGGAGCACCUUGCCAUAAGGCAAAAGUGAUAACUAAGUGGCUCGGGGAACAAAACAUCAAUAUUUUGGGUUCAUGGCCAGGAAACUCCCCAGACCUUAAUCCCAUUGAGAACUUGUGGUCAAUCCUCAAGAGGCGGGUGGACAAACAAAACCCCACAAAUUCUAUCAAACUCCAAGCAUUGAUUAUGCAAGAAUGGGCUGCCAUCAGUCAGGAUGUGGCCCAGAAGUUAAUUGACAGCAUUCCAGGGCAGAUUGCAGAGGUCUUGAAAAAGAAGGGUCAACACUGCAAAUAUUGACUCUUUGCAUCAACUUCAUGUUUUUUUAUUUUUUUAUUUUUUAUUUAACCUUUAUUUAACCAGGUAGGCAAAUUGAGAACACGUUCUCAUUUACAAUUGCGACCUGGCCAAGAUAAAGCAAAGCAGUUCGACACAUACAACAACACAUAGUUACACAUGGAGUAAAACAAACAUAUAGUCAAUAAUACAGUGAAAAAAAAUAAGUCUAUAUACAAUGUGAGCAAGUGAGGUGAGAUAAGGGAGGUGAAGGCAAACAGAUAUAUGUAUAAAUAAAUAAAAAUAUAAAAAGGCCAUGGAGGCGAAGUGAGUACAACACAGCAAGUAAAAUAAAAACUAAAAAACACUGGAAUGGUUGGUUUGCAGUGGAAGAAAGUGCAAAGUAGAGACAGAAAUAAUGGGGUGCAAAGGAGCAAAAUAAAUUAAUAAAUAAAUACAGUAGGUAAAGAGGUAGUUGUUUGGGCUAAAUUGUAGAUGGGUUAUGUACAGGUGCAGUAAUCUAUGAGCUGCUCUGACAGCUGGUGCUUAAAGCUAGUGAGGGAGAUAGGUGUUUCCAGUUUCAGAGAUUUUUGUAGUUCGUUCCAGUCAUUGGCAGCAGAGAACUGGAAGGAGAGGCGUCCAAAGGAAGAAUUGGUUUUGGGGGUGACUAGAGAGAUAUACCUGCUGGAGCGCGUGCUACAGGUAGGUGCUGCUAUGGUGACCAGCGAGCUGAGAUAAGGGGGGACUUUACCUAGCAGGGUCUUGUAGAUGACCUGGAACCAGUGGGUUUGGCGACGAGUAACUUCAUGUAAUUGUCCAUAAAAGCCUUUGACACUUUGACACUCAUGAAAUGCUUGUAAUUAUACUUCAGUAUUCCAUUGUAACAUCUGACAAAAAUAUCUAAAGACACUGAAUCAGCAAACUUUGUGUAAAUUAAUAAGUGUCGUUCUCAAAACUUUUGGCCACGACUGUAGAAUAAAAUUGAAGACAUCAAAACUAUGAAAUAACACAGAUGGAAUCAGGUAGUAACCACAAAAGUGUUAAACAAAUCAAAAUAUAUUUUAUAUUUGAGAUUCAAAUAUCCACCCUUUCCCUUGAUGACAGAUUUGCAAACUCUUGGCAUUCUCUCAACCAGCUUCACCUGGAAUGCUUUUCCAACAGUCUUGAAGGAGUUCCCACAUAUGCUGAGCACUUGUUGGCUGCUUUUUCUUCACUCUGCGAUCCAACUCAUCCCAAACCAUCUCAAUUUGGUUGAGGUUGGGGGAUUGUGGAGGCCAGGUCAUCUGAUGCAGCACUCCAUCACUCUACUUGUUGGUAAAAUAGCCCUUACACAGCCCGGAGGUGUGUUGGGUCAUUGUCCUGUGGAAAAAAAUGGAUACGCCAUCCCAUCUGGUUUGCGCUUAGUGGAACUACCAGUCUCAACAUCAAGAGUGAAGAGGUGACUCUAGGAUGCUGGCCUUCUAGGCAGAGUUGCAAAGAAAAAGCCAUAUCUCAGACUGACCAAUAAAAAUAAAAGAUUAAGAUGGGCAAAAGAAGACAGACACAGGACAGAGGAACUCUGCCUAGAAGGCCAGCAUCCCAGAGUCGCCUCUUCACUGUUGACAUUGAGACUGGUGUUUUGUGGUACUAUUUAGUGAAGCUGCUAGUUCAGGACUUGUGAGGCGUCUGUUUCUCAAACUAGACACUCUAAUGUACUUGUCCUCUUGUUCAGUUGUGCACCAAGGCCUCCCACUCCUCUUUCUAUUCUGGUUAGAGCCAGUUUGCGCUGUGCUGUGAAGGGAGUAGUGCACAGCGUUGUACAAGAUCUUCAGUUUCUUGGCAAUUUCUCGCAUGGAAUAGCCUUCCUUUCUCAGAACAAGAAUAGACUGACGAGUUUCAGAAGAAAGUUGUGUUUCUGGCCAUUUUGAGCCUGUAAUCGAACUCACAAAUGCUGAUACUCCAGAUACUCAACUAGUCUAAAGGCCAGUUUUAUUGCUUCUUUAAUCAAAACAACAGUUUUCAGCUGUGCUAACAUAAUUGUAAAAGUGUUUUCUAAUGAUCAAUUAGCCUUUUAAAAUUAUAAACUUGGAUUAGCUAACACAACGUGCCAUUGGAACACAAGAGUGAUGGUUGCUGAUAAUGGGCCUCUGUACAUCUAUGAAGAUAUUCCAUAAAAAAUCUACUGUUUCCAGCUACAAUAGUCAUUUACAACAUUGACAAUGUCUACACUGUAUUUCUGAUCAAUUUGAUGUUAUUUGAAUGGACCAAAAAUGUGUUUUUCUUUCAAAACCAAGGACAUUUCUAAGUGACCCCAAACUUUUGAACGGUAGUGUAUAUAUAUGGAUUUGUGUAUAUUCAUAUGGACUGCUGCCAACGUGUAACGGCUUCAAUCUUCCUUCAAGGCACACAUUUCACCUUCUGGCCUCAGAUGUUGUCGUUUGGAGUAGGGUGAAGUGGCCCCUAGAUGCUGAUCUUGGGUCAGUUUUUGCAUUUCCCCCACAAAUGGUCAAGGUUAGGAUUGAGGGAGGGUUCUAGAUCUGUACCUAAGGGAAACUUCACCCUGGAGUGUUGUAAUGUACUCACCUAGUAGGCAUUAUUUGCAAUUUUAAACUGGGUGGUUUGAACCCUGAAUUCUAAAUGGCUGAAAGGCAGGGUAUUUCAGACCGUAUACCACGGGUACGACAAAACAUUUUGUUUUACUGCUCUAAUUACGUUGGUAACCAGUUUAUAAUAGCAAUAAGGCUCUUCCGGGGUUUGUGAUAUAUGGCCUAUACACCACGGGUAAGAGCUGUGUCCAAGCACUCCGCGUUGCGUCAUGCUUAAGAACAGCACUUAGCCGUGGUAUAUUGGCCAUACACCACACCUCCUCGGGCCUUAUUGCCUAAAUAUGUGGAGAUGCUUUUGUACAGUUGUGCAUCUGCUUUGGGCCAAUGAGAAUACGCCAAUAAUGUAGGUCAGAGCCUUAAUUGCCAAGGUAACAUCAAUCAUACCACUGUUUAUAGAUCUAUUUGACAUGUAUCAUAGAAUACUGUACAUUUAAGGAGAUUCUCUCCACCUUUAUCUAACCCAUUUAAAGUCAAGGACAAUGGCCCUGUGUGAAUACUGAAAAAUGUAUCCUCCCUUCAUUUAUCAUGAUUGCACUUAACCCUAAUUGCUCCUGUAAGUCGCUCUGGAUAAGAGCGUAUGCUAAACGAUUAAAAUGUAAAUGUAACGAUUGGAUAGGUGUCACUGUAUAGCUUUCCCCAAUCAUGUUAUGUUAGGUCAGUGAUUAUACUUUACAGAAGGCAUUUAUGGAAUACUUGUACAGCACCAUAGUCCCCUUCCUGUUGUGUGAGUGAUGUGGUAAACAAGCCUGGCACCCUAUUCCCUAUGUAGUGCACUAUAUAGGGAAUAGGGUGCCAUUUGAGACAUAUUCUUUAUUACAGACAAACAGAAGGAAUAAACUGUUCUCAAAACAA